AUGGCCAAGAAAGAACUCCUCUUGAAUCAGUUGAUCCAGUCGUUAGAAGAGCAAAAGUUUUAUUUUCAGACCGAUAUCUGCUUAGCACUCAAGGAAACCCAUCUCGAGGAGAAACAACUAAUUGCACUGAUUGAUGAACGGGGCUUGAAUUUGUUCCAAGAUUCAGAGAUCUCAGUUGCUCUGAAAGAGUACCUUAGAGAGGGGCUCGCUGUGUACAUUAAUGCUGUUGCCCGAUGCGAGCAUAUCCUCAGCGACAUUAUCGCCAACAUCAGCGGUCUCGUAGCAACAUCUCAGGUAAUCACUGCCCGCUCUUGGUAUUUGCCAUGA
This is a messenger RNA of Aspergillus pseudotamarii, 327 nucleotides long. RefSeq lists its product as uncharacterized. The transcript has a single exon. The record is from RefSeq and is a predicted model, not a curated record. The coding region runs from base 1 to 327 and encodes 108 amino acids. NCBI's taxonomy places the organism in Eukaryota, Fungi, Ascomycota, Eurotiomycetes, Eurotiales, Aspergillaceae.